This is a messenger RNA of Haplochromis burtoni (Burton's mouthbrooder), 13560 nucleotides long. It is a transcript of the gene ankrd11, whose product is annotated as ankyrin repeat domain 11. The transcript is spliced from 14 exons. The record is from RefSeq and is a predicted model, not a curated record. Gene Ontology annotation, cellular component: nucleus. Bases 593 to 9121 code for a protein of 2842 amino acids. Gene Ontology annotation, biological process: anatomical structure morphogenesis. NCBI's taxonomy places the organism in Eukaryota, Metazoa, Chordata, Actinopteri, Cichliformes, Cichlidae. Gene Ontology annotation, molecular function: protein binding.
UUUCCGUGCCGAGCGUCCCCGCACACUGUAUGCUAAGGCCGCUCGAAAACCGCUCGAAUGGUUUGGCGGAGAGGAUUAAAGCGAAACAAAAAUAACAUCUUUUGAUGGCUUAUAUUUACCCAAGCUAGCCUCGAGCUACAUAGGUGGACCGUUAAAGGUCCGUAGUUUUUGGAGAAGAUGAAAUAGCAACGCUGUAAACGAAUUCUCGUGGAUAUUUUAGUGUUUUUUCUGUGGACGUCUGUUUGUUGGUCUACACGAUUUUAACAAGCUAGCGCUAGCCUCGACUCGAAUGAGCUGCGAUGGUCGUCGCAAAUUUAUGCGGAUGUCUCCGGAGCAGUGUAUAGUGAACCGACGGCGACAAAUGGGACCAUCCAGCAUCGGCGGAAAACACCACGGCGUAGACUAAACGUUAAAGAUUCAGUAACUGGUUGAAAUUGUGGGAAUCAGACAGAGAAUUCGUGGAUUCUGCAGCAGCAGGUGUAUUUUCUAUUUGGAUUUUAGCCCACUGACAUUCUCCUACAGCCAUGGAAUCGACGGUUGAUGACGAUGCAAUGGCAGCGUGAAUGAAGCUUGGCGUGGGGAGAGCUGAACGAUGCCCAAAGGUGGGGGUUCUAAAACCCCCCAGCUGGACCACUUCCCACUCAACACCGACAUGGUGGAAAAGCAAGGUGGGAAAAAGGAUAAGGUGUUAUCAAACAAGACUCCCAAAUUGGAUCGCAAUGAUGGGGUCAAAGAGAUGAAAGAAAAGGCCUCUAAAAGGAAGCUGCCCUUCACUGCUGGAGCAAAUGGAGACCAGAAAGAUUCUGACUCGGAGAAACCAGGUCCAGAGCGGAAACGCAUUAAAAAAGAGCCCACCAACACCCGGAAGGCAAGCUUGCCGUUUGGAAUGGGGAUGCCAGGGAUCCGGGCCGGGUACCCCCUCUCCGAGCGGCAGCAGGUGGCCUUGCUCAUGCAAAUGACAGCUGAAGAGUCCGUCAACAGUCCAGAUACAACACCAAAGCAUCAGUCACAGUCCAGUCUGGGUCAGAAGGGAACGCCAAACUCUGCAUCUAAAACCAAAGACAAAGUGAAUAAACGGAAUGAGAGAGGAGAGACUCGACUGCACAGAGCAGCAAUCCGUGGAGAGGUACGCCGCAUCAAGGAGCUCAUCAGCGAGGGAGCUGAUGUGAAUGUAAAAGACUUUGCAGGCUGGACUGCAUUGCAUGAAGCAUGCAACAGGGGGUAUUAUGAUGUGGCGAAACAGCUGCUGGCAGCCGGAGCAGAGGUCAACACCAAGGGGCUGGAUGAUGACACCCCUCUACAUGAUGCAUCGAAUAAUGGACAUUUCAAGGUGGUUAAGCUACUUUUACGGUAUGGAGGGGACCCGCGUCAAAGCAACAGGAGAGGAGAAACCCCACUGAAGGUUGCCAACUCUCCAACUAUGCUCAAUCUGUUGUUGGGGAAAGGCACUUACACCUCAAGUGAAGAAAGUUCAUCAGAAUCUUCAGAGGAGGAAGACGCCCCCUCGUUUGCCCCGUCCAGCUCUGUUGAUGGCAAUAACACAGACUCAGAUGUUGAGAAGGGCCCGAAGUUAAAAGGGAAAACCGCAGACCCUCCUAAAUCUGCCGUCACACCUGUCAAAGAUGAAUACGAAUUUGAUGAGGAUGACGAGGAGGAACGCGUCCCUCCCGUAGACGAUAAACACCUCUUGAAAAAAGACUUCCGCAAGGACUCAGUAAGCAAGACCAACAGCUUCAUCUCUAUACCCAAGAUGGAGGUUAAAACCUAUUCCAAAAGCAACUCGCUCACACCAAAGAAACCUGGCAGGCGGAUCAUCUCUGACAGUAAUAGUUCAGACGAGGAUGAUAGGACGUUGUGUUUCACGCCAGCGCCUACGCCACGGCAACAAGCCCAGCAAACAAAUACUAAGACUAGAGACUCUGGCAGCAUGAGCUCUAAACAACAAAAAGACAAGAAUAAAGUCAAGAAGAAGCGAAAGAAGGACAGUAAAAAUAGUGUCAGUAAAGAAGUCCGGUUUGGUAAAGUCAACGACAAAUUCUGUACGUCUGACUCCGAUUGCGCGGAUUUGGAGAGUGAGGACGAUAAGGGCUCAAAUAGCAUAAAAGACUCUUCUGCAGCAAACCUGAAAGACUCUCCAGGCUUUAAUGCUUCCUCCUCCUCCUCCCAUGGAAACUUGAACUCUCAGAAACAGACGCCGUCUUUAGCAGAACAGCAUCCAAAGCAGUGGAGGACGGAUAACUGGAAGACCGUGUCGUCUCCCACAUGGUCAGAGGUCAGUUCGCUCUCAGAUUCGGUCAGAACUAGACUGUCCAGUGAGUCUGACUACUCCUCUGCAGAUUCCAGCGUGGAGUCGAUAAAACAAGUAAAGAGGAAAGCGCAGGAAAACAAAAAGAAGAAUAACAACGUGCACAGUAACACUGUGGAAAAGAAAAACUCAGAGCUCUACAAAAAUACAGAGAGCAUCAUCUCCAAAACUGACGUGGAUGGCAAAGUGGUGAAAAAGCAUAAAGUGAAGCACAAGCACAAAAAUAAGGAGAAGGACAAAGCUCCUAGUCUAGUGCUUAAUCAAGAUAUGAAUGAGAAAUUUGUUAAGAGCUAUUCUUUUGAUUUUGAUGAUUCGAGGCAAAAGUCCCUAAUUGUUGAGUCAGAAUCACCAGCUGAGAGCAAAGUCAAAUUAUCCAAACAUGAAAAAGACCAUUCGAAAAAGGAGGACAGGUUUUCGAAAACAAAGUCUGAGGAUAAGGACUGGUCCUCGGGAAAAGAUCUGCACAGAACAACAAAAGAGGAGAAAAACAAGAAAACAAAGGACUCCACCAAGGACAAGUUAAAUAAGGAGGAGAGGGAAAAGCCUAUAAAAUCUGACAAGGAGAGGAACGUCAAAGAGAAGGAGAAACCCAAGGAAGAUAAACAAAAGGCUCACAAAGAGGAGAAAAAGAAAAAGUCUAAGGAGAAGUCCUCCUCAAAGACAGACAGGAAAAGUGAGCAGAAAGAGGAAAAACAUCUGAAGGCGGAAAAGGACAAAAAUGCCAAGGAGGAUAAGGAGAAGUGUAAAAAAGACAAAGUACAGAAAGAGGAGUCUGAGUACGAAAGCUAUGACGUUAAUCGUUUCCUCAACUUGGAGGACACAAAACUCAGUGCCUCCGAUGACCAUCAUGACAGAUGGGGCUCUGAGAUGUCCUCUGACUCCUCCCUCUAUGGCGACGACAGCUGGGAUGCUCCUGUCAAAGAGUACAAGGACUACAAAGCCAAUAAUUCUGUUAAACUUAUUGUUGAGACUGUUAAGGAGGAGACGAGGAGGAAAGAAAACAAAGUCAAGGACAAGAAAUCAGACCACAAUGAGAAGAGAUCAGAAAAGGAGGCUACUUCUAAGAAAAAAGACAAGGACCCUUCGGAAAAGACAAACGAAAAGAAGAAAGACUGGUCAGAAAAACAAAAAUUAAACUCCAGCCACUCAGUUGAGAAAGAAAAGAAGAGGAAAGAGUCCACAGAGGCAGCCAAGGACAAAAAAGACAAGGAUUCUCUGGACAGCAGUCGAGACCGUAAAGACUCGUAUGAGUUCAUGAAAGAAAGAAAGGAUAUCAAAAUCAAGCAGGAAUCGAUAAGAGAUGAAUAUGGCAAUGAUACUUUCUUCAAAGACAUUGAUCCUGUCAGUAAAUCGUGUGAUAUCAGAGAAAGGAACCACUCUGGGAAGGAGAAAGAAAAGAAGGGUGAGGGAAUGGAGAAACGGGAAAAGACAAAAGCUGACAAGCACAAAGAGAAAACAAAAGACAGAGGAGCUGAUCAGGAGAAGGACAAGAGUGAGAAAAGCUCCACAGAAAAAACUGUCAAGGAUAAAGAUGCUGACCGGAGUACCAAAGACAAGAAGGAGGGGGCCAAAGACAAACAUAAAGACUCUCAUGGCAAAGACAAAGAUCGAAAGAUGUCUUCAGAACAGACAAAGGAAAAGAAAGAGAAGGCCUCUCAAGACAAACAUUCAGAUCGGGAGAAAGAUUUCUUGGAGGUAAAGAAAGAGGAAAGAAAAACUGAGAAGAUCCGGGAGAAAACGUGGUACAAAAUAGCCGACAUAUUCACUGAUGAAAGCGAUGAUGACGACGACAGCUACAGCGGUGGGGUACUGGUGUCUGAUUCCAUCAGAAAAGAUUCGACACCCGAUCAAGAUGAGCUGGAUCACUUCCCUUCAGAAAAAAGAAAAUCUUCUGCAGAUAGUAAACAUAACACAGAAAAGGCAAAAGACAAAGAGCACAAAGAUAAGAAGAAGGAUAAGGCCACAUUUGACACAGGUAAAGAGAGGAAAGGCUCCCAGGAGAAACACAGCAAGGACAGGAAAGACCCGGUAGAUACAAAACAUAAGGAGAGGAAAGACAGGAUGUCAGUGGACUCAAACCAAGAGAAGAAAAACAAGCAGAAGCUUCUGGACAAAAGGGACACGAGCGAGGAAAAAACCAAGAGCAAAUAUAAAGACAAGCAGGACCAUUCCAAGGAAAGAAAGCCCUCGAAAGGAAGCGGGGAGAAUGAGAAGUCUCUCUUAGAAAAACUGGAGGAGGAGGCUAUGAAUGACUACAAGGAUGACUCCAAUGACAAGAACAGUGAAAUCUCCUCCGACAGUUUCACUGACAGAGGUCACGAUCCCGUCCUCACCAGUUACUAUGACUCAAUCAGCCUGCCUGAUAUGGCCGAGGACAGAAGAGACUCCCUGUCCAUAUCUACGCCACAAGACAAGUUCAGAGAGAAAGAGAGGCAUCGGCACUCCUCUUCGUCCUCAUCCAAGAAAAGCCAUGACAAGGAGAAGGAAAAGACAAAAAAAGACAAAGGAGACAAACGUGACAAAACAGAAGAAAUUAGAGAGUCCUACGGCCGCAGAGAGAGCCUGCCUUUUGAGAAAGAGCCUAUGCCUCUAGAGGCAGACCCUUACACAUUCCCAUACGGAGGUAAGGGAGACGGAGAGGACGACUUCGAUAAGACAUUAGAAUUUGAGAAGGAGAUGUCCAAAAAGGACAAAGACAAAGGAACUGGUGUCAUAAGUGACAGAAUGAAAGACAAAAAGAAAAAGGAAAAGCAUAAAGAAAAAAUUAAGGAAGAGAAGAAUAAAUAUAUCGAUGGCUUUGGGUCAUUUAAACACUCCAAAGAUGACGCAAAGUCAGGGUUGAAAGACAGCCCACAGGUCACUGUUCUGAAGGACCGGUCAAAGGAAGACAGUCCUAAAUUUGAUAUGAAAAAAGACAGAAAUCGGGAUACGCUAGACAAAGACAACAGACUGGACCACAAUAAAUCUAAGGCUAAGGAUGAAAAUGAAAAGCUCUCUCAGCCCAAAGACAAUGCAAGGAAAGAUAAUCGACCACGUGAAAAACUGUUGGUUGAUGGGGAUUCUCAGAUGACAAGUUUUGGUCAGAUGUUGAGUCAGAAAGACCAAGAGAAUGAAGAGCGUCUCAAGAAAUACAGAGAAAAAAUGAAGCAGAUGGAGAAGCUUAGACCCAAGUCUGGCGACCCAAAACUAAAAGACAAAACCAAGUCUACAGAGGAAAUACGGAAAAGCCGCAGUGAGCUAUCAUCCAAGAAAUCUAACAGCCUUGAGUCUGGUCUUAAAGAGAAGAAGCUGAAGGAUGUUGGUCUCCCGGCCCAAAUGAUGUCUCCAGGCAGAAAGUUCCAGCCUACUGAUAAUCAGAACUCAAAGGAUUGGCUCCCUGGCCACCAAAUCAAGGACAACCUCCCUGCUUCUCCCAGGCCAGAUCAAAGCAGGCCAACUGGUGUUCCCACACCUACACCUGUCAUGUCAUGCCCCAGCUUCGAGGACGUAAUGCAAACUCCACGUACACCAUCCUGUAGUGCAGAGGAUUACCCUGACAUUAUGCUGGAUCCGCUGGACUGUCAGAACUCGUCUGCAAUGACUAUGUCAAUGAAUGCCUGCUCCCCAUCCUUCUUUGAAAGCAGGUACUCUAACCCCCAGACUUUUCCAGAGGGCACAUGUCCUACCCCUGCGAAGAACCUCCAGCUCCCCCUUGUCAGUCGUUCUGCAUCCUCUGAUGUCCGCCGCCCUCUAGAAGAUGAGUUCAAGGCAGAGGCAAACAAGUUUCUUCGACAGCAGAAUGAUCCAGGGGCGGAAUUUGAUCAGACGUCUGCCUGUCAGCCUCUCGAGGACAAAUCUGCAACUCUGGAUAGAUUGGAGUUGAUGUCUACGUAUUUUCCUCCAAUAAGGGUACCGUCGCCUCGGCGAGAGCCAUCCUAUCAAACACCAGAUGCAGCAACACCAACUCUUGCUGGCAACGACGGUAAUGAACACCUUCCUGAAAGUGUGUACAACAAUUUCUUGCCCAAACCGUCGACACCAGUUCACAGGCCAGACCCCCAGGAGCCAUGCUUUGACAUUGCAGCACCACCAACUCCAGCUCCAGCUGCCUUGCCACCCUUGGAUAUCGACGAUAUCACAGAGCACCACCACAGCGAGCCUAAUCUGGUCGUCUCAAAUCUUCCAUCUGUCACAGAAGAACAAGAAGAGGAAGAAGAAGAGGAGGAGGAGGAGGAAGAGGAGGAGGAAGAGGGCGACAUGGAUGAGAGACUUGAUGGAGAGCACUGUGCAGUGGAUGAGCCGGACCAAACAAGGGAGCCAUGCUCGUUUUCUCCUCAAGUUGAGGAUCCUUUGCAGAAGAGCUGGCCUGCAGAGUCUCCAGACCAGCAUGAGCCAGAAGUCCACCAACUGUCCCCCACACAUCCUGCAGCUGACCACGGAGAGAACUGUUUCGAUCACAACAUGGGUUGGAACAAUGACAUGGAUAUGAAAUCUCCCCACAGGACAUAUGGAGAAAUAGAGGCUGCUGUCUCCAAAAUAACCAGCCCUUACUCCCAUUCUGAUAAUGACAUGCAGCCCUUGUCUGGACACCCCUCUGUCACUUCCCCUUAUGCUACCUGGAGCAGGUGGCACAAAGAUGACCCAGAGGACUUUGAUGAGCAGAAGGAGGCUGUGGCUGAUAUACCCUCUCCAGAGAGGCCAGACACUGCUAUGGAUGAGGACCCCAACUAUUUAAACAACUCUUCUUCCUCCAAUAGGCUGGAGUCCUUCUUUCCGGACUGCAACAAGCCGAGCAUCGAAGAGGGACACCAGAUGGAGACAGAGACAACAUGUGUGGAACCAGACAGCAGACAGAGCACACACAGUUUCAGUGCUGCCGCUGAAACUCACAUGGCUCCAGCUGUGGGCCCUGAGCCUGUGGUUCCCUGGGAAGAUCCAUUUUCAGCUGAUGAAGACGACCUGGGACCUUUCUCCUUGCCUGACCUUCCACUGCCAGACAAGUCAGAAGAAGCUGAGUCUGGGGAACCUGAACUUGCUGAUCACAACAAGAGUGUGUCGACCCACAUUAGACACACUAUUACAGACAGAGAGGAUCUGGACAUCAUGGAAGUAGACUUGCCAACUCUAGCAAAGACCUCACGCUCUGCUGGAGACUUAGGCUUAGGGGAAUCUGCUAGACAGGACUUUGUUGUGCCAUCACCACGUGCCCCUUUCCAGCAGGAAUUGGACCCCGAGCCUCAAAGUGUGCCUGUCAACAGCUCAGUGGGACUUAACCAACAACAGAGCAGCAUUUUGGAAAGAAAACUACCUUAUGGGGGAUCGGAUGAGUCGGAUCCCAGCAUGUUGUAUACAUCUGUAAAAUCAGAUGCCAGUCAGCAACCACAUAUACAGAUGCAUUCGCACUCUGAGUCAUUGCAUAUAACCCUGGACUCUGUGCCUGCUGUCAAGCCAGACACGAGACAGGAGGAGAUGCCUGAGGCUGUACCAGAGCCUGUGUCCUGCAGUCCUCUUCCUCAGAUCCCAGAAGUGGUCACCCUCUCCACCUCCGUGGAGCCACAGGACACUCAGGACACAUCCAAGCAAACAUUGGUGACCUUGACCACAGUGUCCGCCCCUGUAGAUGUUCCCAAGAAGGUGGAUGAAAUCCCGCAAAGGAUGACCCGAAAUCGCGCCAAGAACAAUCCAGCUGCUGCUUUUGCCGUUGCCACCCCUCCUACCUCUAGCAUAAUAACCUCGUCUACCGCUGCCACCUCAGUGACAACCAGUCCGGUGGUGAGCAUUAACCCAGUUCCUACUAGAACCCCAACACCCACCUCAGCAUCUUCCUUUACAGCUCUGAAGAAAGAGAAAGACUCUGGGCUUAGUGUCCCGUCUACUGCUUCUAAUUUGACCCCAGCAGUAUCUGUGACGACUUCUACGGUGGUUCUCAGCAAGACAACAAAAGGUCGUCCUCUUCCUGUCGACGAAGAGGAAUCUCAAACCCAGCACCCACGGAAGAGGAAGUUUCCACGUUCUACAGGGCAGCAAGUCCAGGUUCAGCUGGUAAAUACAGCCAUGCAGCAGACCAGGGAGAUGAUACAGCAGACUUUAGCUGUAGUGGUCAAUGCCAUCAAGCUAGACGACAUUGAACCCUACCGCAGCGAACGUUCCAACCCGUACUUUGACUAUCUGCAGAUUAGGAAGAAGAUUGAGGAAAAGAGGAAGAUUCUCUGCUACAUCACGCCUCAGGCUCCACAGUGUUACGCUGAAUAUGUAACCUACACUGGCUCCUACCUGCUUGAUGGCAAGCCUCUCAGCAAGUUGCACAUCCCUGUGAUUGCUCCACCUCCAUCACUGUCAGAACCUCUGAAGGAGCUCUUUAGGCAACAAGAGGCAGUAAGGGGCAAGCUUAGGUUGCAACACAGCAUAGAACGGGAGAAGCUGAUUGUUUCAUGUGAACAGGAGGUUUUAAGGGUCCACUGCAGGGCAGCCAGGACAAUAGCCAAUCAGGCUGUGCCGUUCAGCGCCUGCACCAUGCUGUUGGACUCUGAAGUGUACAAUAUGCCAUCGGAGAGCCAGGGUGAUGAGAACAAAUCUGUGAGAGAUCGCUUCAAUGCGCGGCAGUUCAUUUCCUGGAUCCAGGACGUGGAUGAUAAAUACGACCGCAUGAAGACGUGUUUGUUGAUGCGACAGCAGCACGAGGCAGCAGCUCUCAAUGCGGUGCAAAGAAUGGAGUGGCAGCUGAAAGUCCAAGAACUGGACCCAGCGGGGCACAAAUCCCUGUGCGUCAACGAAGUGCCGUCCUUCUACGUGCCAAUGGUCGAUGUCAACGACGACUUUGUCCUGCUGCCCGCGUGACAUACCGCUUCCCACAGAGAGAAAACUUAGUCUCAGUCACUUCUUAUCAAGGAGACUUCGUUGAACCGAACGAAUGGAAAGGGCUAGCAAGUUUGAGAGAGGACCAUAGAGGGGGAAAAAAUUUAUUCUCUAGAAAAAGAAUAAAGCUGAAAAACUUGCUCUCGAUUCCCUUCCGUGAAGAAAGAAAAAAAUGUUUUUAAUGGGGGAAAAGAAAAUACACAACUUGCACUUUCAUCCUCAAAGUUUUUAUGCGUUUGUUUGAUCAGAGCGAGAGAAGCAGAAACAGUUUUUGCUUUGAGGCUCUGGCACUGGGACACACCUCCUCAUCGCUUAGUUUUGGUGAGACGGAGGACAGAUUUAUUUUCUGCAUUCGUUUGUGGUUCCUGCUUCAGUACCCACCACCGCUGCUACUGUGGGAUCUACCAGAGAAGAGCUCUCCCAACAGAGUGGUGCCUGUCCUGGGGGAGGACUGAGGAGACGCCUCCUUCUUUUUGACACGAGUCUCCACAUGGGCCAGGAGAUCUUGACAGAGUCCAGCGCUGACCCAGAUGCAGUCAGUGGAGCCGUGGUGAAUUGUGUGGAUCCUUAAAUUGAUCCAGGAGGUUAGAAGCAGCCACUUUUAGGGCUAUGAGACCCAGAUACCCAGAGGACGCCCUCUCUGUUCACACUGCACCGAGCUUGGCUAAACAGUAGUGAAACAAAGGCUGCAGCAGGUUGGAACAAAGCAAGAGAGGGUGGGGGUCACGAUGUGUGUGCACGUCAGGGCCCAGUGUCUGAGAGGAAGAGACCGUUCGUGCAGCCUCUCAGCCUGGCUUAACAAAAGAGGACAUGAACGGAUCUCUGAGGACAGACCGGAGUGUUCCUCAGAGAUCCCGCUCGUUCCACCACAAAACACAUCAGACCGCCAUGGACUGCAAAAAAAGAAAAAAAAAAAAAAAAAAGAAACCACACACACACAGGACAACCAGAAGAAACAAACACAACGAAUGUUGAGAUUCAAAGAGACUAUUUGAGAAAUUGUGGUUUUUGGCAGGAGAGAAAUAUUGUUUUUGUCUAUUUCUUUACUUGGGCAUUUCAUUGUUUCUGAGGAAGUGACUUGAAACACUACAGAGCCAAUAUUAGUUUAAUGGAAAAAACAAACAAAAGAAAACUGAAAAAAAGUUGUAUUCCGUAAAUUAUGUACAGUUUUUAUAUUCGUUAACCAAUGUAUUCUUGCUGCCUUCUAGAUAAUUUAUUUUGCCACACAUUACUGCACAGUUGUAAAUAACCUAUGUACUGUAAUAUCACUCAGUUAAGUGUAAAGAAAAAAAAACAUAAAAGAAAUAAAAAUUAUCUUUUUAUGUACAGUUCACUUUUGGGCAGCACUUUCCCCCUUCAUAUCCAUGGGCCAAAACAUGUACACGAUUCUGUCAGUAUUGAAAGACUCCAGUGCACAGUUGUAUAAUCCCAUUUUUUGACUCGAUCCGGGGUUAGGUGAGGCGGCUCGCCUGGACCCGAGUCACCGCAACACAAGCAGCUGACAGAGAACACUUCUGCAUUCAAAUGGGCCUCUCACGGGCCGACAACCAUACAGCCCCCUCAGAUGUAGCAGAAUAGUUGUUGAGGAUUUAUUUAAAGAAUAGACAGAGGAUUAUUAUUCAUUGCUUUACUACACAAUUAUAUCUGAAAAUUUUCGAACCAAGAAAAUGCCUUUUUCAGUGAAAAAAAAAAUGUACUCAUUGUUGGGCAAAGUCACACAGAAGUAUAUAAAUAAAUAUAUAUAUAUAUGGGUGGGAUGGAAGAGAGAUGUCAUUCACAAGCAAAACCAUAUGAGUGUAGAACUGUUUGAAAUUAUUAUUUCGCUUGUUUUUAAUUUAAAGAAAACAAUUUGACUUUUUUUUUUAUGAAUCAUCGCACAACGUCACAGUCUAAAACCAACAAGACACGGGUCUUUCAGCGCUUCACUACUCGUCCUGUCCUCCCAGUGUCUGACUUCACAUUGAACUGACUGAAGAGUUGUAACAGGCACAGAGACAUUUUCAUUCCUCACAGACUCCUAAAAACACUGUCAGUCUGUCAGCCCCUUAUGUCACAGUACUGGUGAGCAGCUUAUUUUCAUGGUGCUGUUACAUCUUUUACUCACUAGGUGGUGCCAGUGUGUCAGAAAGAAAAACACUUAUUCAUGGCUCAGCAGACCUGAGGCCUUCCACUUAGACGGGUGUUUUUUAAAGUAGAUUUUAAAGGUGUUAAUUUCCAUGUUAGGACUCCAGUACAACACCCACUUAAAAUCACGGGAAUAGGCUCAACAACCAAGUCACGUUGUCCUCCUUUUUUAUUUUUUAUCCUACAAGGGGCUGGGGCUAGUGUGGUCAGGGAUUUUAAAUGUUUCGGUUACUUCCUGUUAUUAUUCAGUUGUGUGGUGUCUUGUGUCAGGCCCGAGGAGACAGGUUACCAGACUCAAAUCUUCUCAGAACAAACCAAAAAGUGAACAGACGUCAACAGAAGCAGUGGAGGGGGGAAGAAAUAGGUUAAUGCUGAAUAGACUGACUUUUAAAAACGAAAGGAUCCCAUUGAACCGUUGAUUUGUGAUGACUUGUAUUGGUUCUCUGUUUUUAGUGGGUUUUGAAAAGCUUUCCCGACCUGCCCCACGCACACGGUCUUGUGUGUGAAAGCUGCUCACGUAUCCUGAUGGCAAUAUUCUGAUCCUAAACUUUUAAGUUAUUUACACACUGUCAGUCAGCAUAGCUGUGUAUGGUAUGUCUAGUCAAGUGCAAUGGUUGUUGCUAUUACACUGUGCAGACAAGGUGGCUAGAUGUAUUGUCCUGGGUAUUAUUUUUUUUUUUUCUUUUAAUUUUGAGACACACACACACCCUGGUUUGGUAUAUGUUUGGAAACAAAAAGUCUGGAAAAAUUGUUUUUUAAAACUCAUGUUUUUAUUUUACUGUUGGUUUCUUACAGUUUUGGGGACGAGGGUCGCGGGUGUCUUUUGUUCAAGAAUCCUUGUGUGUUUUUUAGCAAAAAGUGUAUGUAGCUUUGAAUGUUGUUGUGUUUUAUCUUUGGGGGAGGGAGGGGGAGGGGUUCUGUUCUGUAUAAAAACCAGUGGCAUGUCAAUCACGUUGCUUAUUGAGCAGAAUGUAUACCGCUACAACGCCCUGACCGACACCCUCUCACUAUUGUUUACAACACAUCGAGAGCGUUUCCGUUUUGAGUGGCACCUUUCUUCUUUUUUUUUUUUUUUCUUUCUUUUUUUUUGAAAACAAAACAUAAAAACAGUUUCAUAGCCCUGCCUUUGUUCGUACUUCUGCCAUCGUUCGUAUGUUUAACAACCUACAAAGGCUUGAAAUGGUGAUGGUCGACACAGCCGACAGGUGAUCUCCCUCCCCCCUUCCGUUCCCCAGCUGCACAGAGCAAUAGACCAAACACACAUCCAUUCACUUUGAUCAUCCGGCGUGAAUAUUCGGCUAAGAUACAGAGACACACAGCAGAUGCAUAGUAGAGCUCUUGGCCGUGGUGAUACAGAUGCUAGCCUGACACCACCUCAGUCAGCAACAUAUUACCUCUACUCUACUCACAUUCGCUCAUAAUGUUUGUUUUUAGACUUGUUGUGUUUUCUUACUGGACAUAAAAAUAUACAUGAUUUAGUUUCAUUAUGUAGAAUCACGAUUUCAAGCCUUUUUGUUUUUGUAAAUUCUUUGUUCCUUUUUAUUUUAUUUUUUAGAAUGGAUUAUGACUAAUAAAAAGCAUGGAGAACUACUCUUUUAAAUGGUGGGAAAUAACCUAUUUAUUAUCAUUUAUUUUGUUUUCGUUUUGUUUUGUUUUUCUGGCACCUGUGGUAUGUUUUGAGUUGAAGUUGGUCUCCGCUGUGUAAAUUUUCCUCCUUGUAAUGCGUGAAAGAGACAUACUGUACAUAGCUCUGUAAAUAAAACCUCCCAGGACGUUUUGCACCCUCCUCUUUGUACUAGUCUGAAAAAUUGCGUAGAAUGUGGGGUUCUAACAGCAACGGGCCGUGUCGCGCUCGCUGCAGGUGAUUAUGAUGUAACAAUGUAACAUUUUUUUUCUUUUUCUUUUUUCUUUUUUUUAUUUGUACAAUGUAGUUUAUUUGUGUACAUAUUGAUGGAGCAGCUAAAGGGGGGAGGGUUGGUUCACGAUGGGUUUGUUGAUGCUAUCGUCAGUGCUGUAACAGAAAUCCAGUACUUUCACCUCUAGCUGUUGUUGAUUUCCUGCAAAAAAGAAAAAAGUGACAAAAAAAAUUAAACGUGGAAAAAAAGACACAAAAAAUUUAAUAAAAAAGCAAAAACAAAAAAGAGAGAAACUGAAAAUGAGUAUGGACGGGGGGGGGAGACUAAAACUGAAAAGUAAAAAUUCUAAAUUGUUAUUUUCUACAGUUGCAUGUACAGAGAGCGCGAGAACUGCUGUUGUUCCUCAGAGAUUAUGUUCGUUAAUAAAAUUUUGAAAUAUUA